GCCCGAGACGCGUCAGGCGUGGGUGAGGAACCUAAGGGCAUUCGGAGGCUGUCCUUUCCGCCCGGCUGUGGGGAGACGCUGGGAACUUCGCUGACUGUCGGUCCGCGACUGUUUAUGAAGAGACAGGUCCAGGGAGGGAAGUACCGUGGGCCAAGGUCACACACCAGAUCAGGAGCACAACGAUGGAUGGGGUCCAGGGCUCCUGAUGUACCAGCUGGGCUUCUGUGCCAGUGUCCUGUGCCCCACGCCCACCCUGCUUCAGAAGAUUUUAAGUCCUGACAGAGCCUUGUGGAGGCCCGUCCUGGCAGGCUCCUGGGAUUCGAAGCCGUUAGACCCCACAUGGAAUCCAGUGCCUCGUGUCCAGCUGCUGCACCCUUGGUGAAGAAGCAGUUCCAUGUUCUCGUGGGUGUCACUGGGAGCGUUGCAGCCCUGAAAUUGCCUCUUCUGGUGUCUAGGCUUUUGGACAUUCCUGGCCUGGAAGUAGCAGUGGUCACAACUGAGAGAGCCAAACAUUUCUACAGCCCCCAGGACAUUCCUGUCCCUCUCUACAGCGACGCUGAUGAAUGGGAGAUGUGGAAGUGCCGAUCCGACCCUGUUCUCCACAUUGACCUGCGGAGGUGGGCCGACCUCAUGCUGGUGGCUCCUCUUGAUGCCAACACCCUGGGGAAGGUGGCCAGUGGCAUAUGUGACAACUUGCUUACCUGUGUCAUCCGAGCCUGGGACUGCCGCAAACCCCUGCUCUUCUGCCCUGCGAUGAACACCGUCAUGUGGGAGCAUCCCAUCACUGCUCAGCAGCUGGGCCAGCUCAAGGCCUUCGGCUAUGUUGAGAUACCUUGUGUGGCCAAGCAGUUGGUGUGCGGAGACCAAGGUCUGGGGGCCAUGGCCGAGGUGGGCACCAUUGUGGACAAAGUGAAAGAAGUCCUCUUCCAGCAUGGUGGCUCUCAGCAGAGUUGAACCCAGGAUUUCUGUCAUGUGUAUCACUCUGCACCCAGCGUGUUUUCAGGCCAAAUUUAUGAAGAAGGUGGACAUUGGCAUAAUAUGGUGAAGACUCCUGUGUUUACUGGGGGGUCUGGCCUGGGCCUGCUCCAGAGCCUCCCUGGGGGCCUGACUGGCCUCAGGUUCAAUGAGACCAAAGGCCCAGGCCCCAACUUCUUUCCAGCUGAGAGAUGCCUGCUUUCUAAGACCCUCCUUACCUUUCCCUGGGAUUGGCACAGCAGGCUACUGUACGUCCCUGUGCUCUGGGAGGGGGACUGAGGGAUGACGGAGAAACCUUGAUUCUCCCUGGUGCCUGGGAGCCGCUUCAGCUCCUUGGUGGGCUGCCCGGGCACUGUGCAGUCAGGGCAGCCUGUGAUUGGUAAGACACUGAGAGUCUCCAUAAACCAUGCGGUGAGAUCGGUGGGGCGAGGGGGUUGCUGACUGGGGAAUAAAGAGUGACCUUUAGGAGUCUGUGUCCUUCCUUUACCUCUGUCUGUGGUCUCGGAGAUCAGGGGCAUUGCUUGGUGUGGCUGGGGAAGGGUCAGGGCUGACAACGGACUGGCGUGUCUUCCUGCCAAGCUCAUAUGGGCGGUUGAGGACUCAGAAGCCCGACAGACCCUAGUUGAAAUCCCAGCUCUGCCAUGUGCUAGCAGUGGGACCAUGGCUCAGGGCUCAGCCUUUCUGACUCUGGCUUUCCGCAUCUCGGUUAUCCUGCCCUCAUGGAGUUGAGAGGAUUAAACGAGGUUAUGUGUACAAGAUACCCACCUCCCUGCCUCUUACAUAGUAAAUGUCAACUAAAGGGAAGUUAAAGCCAAAUACAUAUCUUACCAGUGAGCUUUGCUUAACAUUUACUGAAACAGAUCCUCUCAUUUUGGGAGAAGUAAAAUCCCCAGCCCUAAGCUGACGGGGCCUUUAUGCAAAUGACAGCCACACAGCCGGCAGGGUUGGAACCUGUCCUUGCUUCCUGAUGUCCUCAUCAGCUUUGCUGCACCUGAGACUGGGACCUGGGUGUCUUGUGCCUCCCCUUCAACCCCACCCUGUGGCACACAGGAGUGUGGGAAGUAGACUCCAGAGAGAAACAUGUUCUGCCCUAGAAAACCCCACCACCCUGUCUCUGACCUCACGGCUGCCCGGUGGCUACAUCGGGGAGGGGCUUGUGUGCCUAUUUGGAGCUGAGGUUGGGGCUGGCUUCCUGCCUGCCAGGCCUGGGGGGUGUGUGGGCACUCCAUGCAUGCCCCUGAACCCCUGAGGGUAGAGAUUAACCUUUGAGGGGCACCAGUAAGCCUCCUGGCUGGGACCAGGGCUUCCAAACCUCCACGAGCCUUUAUUUUGACUUAAUCAGGUGACCCUUUGGGAUAAAAUAAUCCGAGGUCAAUAAAGAAAAUCCACUUCAAAGCGUAGCAUCGCACACCAACCUCUUUGGCAGGUUUGAAGUUGGGGGAUGGGGAGGGCCUGGAUAGCUGAAAUCCAGAGACAAUCCCAAAGUCGUUCUUACAGUGGUUCCCAGCAUCCCUGGUGUCCACAUUGCCCUUUCUUUCCCUCAGCAACCUAUUAAUGAGUAUUGAGGCUCUCCAGGUUUAACAAACUGCUACCAUUUACUGAGUGCUUACUGUAUGCAAAACCUUGUGCUGGGCACUUCAGGGAAGACAGCUGCCCAGCAGACCUGCUGCACGAUGCCGGUUCUUGAGGGCUAUAGGAGCAGAGAGGCUGAUAGGCCUCUCGCUGGCACAUCUGCAGGCAGCUGUGGCUUCUCAGAGGGGGACCAGGGAGGUUGUUGGCUGGAAGGAGAGAUGUCCCCCGUGGAUGUGGGCCAGCUGGAGGCUCCAUCCCUGGGGUGUGCCACUCUGUCACAGCAAUCCUGUAUCCCCGUUGCACAUUUUGAACUGGGGUCUGGAUGAAUGGGCUGGUGCUGGGCCUGAAGAGCCUGGGUGUCCCCUGAGUCCCUGACGCUGGAGUUGAGAGAACAGCGUCAGGCUGCUCCUGCCUGGCCCUAGCUGCAGAGGAAUGAGGGGCACAGCUCGCCCCACCAAGAGUCAGAGCUCUGAAAGUGGUCGGCAUAGAAGUUAGAAGUAUUUCUCAGAGAAGAUGCUAGUUUCUCUCAUUACUUUUAUUGAAUUCUGGAAGUUUGACAAAACUGAACAUUUGGGUCUGAAACUCACACUCUCUCUCGUUCGGCAGUCUGGAGCCUCUCUGGGCUGCUGUGGCUACUGCGGAGUGAGAGGCGCAAGUCUCCAAGCCAGGGCCUGGCCCCACACUGGGCUGCGUCUAGCUCUUCUGUGAUCCUGUGAUUUCUCCCCACUGCCUCAGGGUAAGGCCCUGACUCCUGGGCCGUACUCAACUUGGCCCUCCAUGAACCGGCCCCUGCCUACCUUUCCAGCUCCACCCCUGUUACAUGCCACCAUGCAAGGCUCCCCAUCCCCUUGCCCGACUGGGCAGCCUUGACAGAGCCCUGUUGCUUCUUACCUUUGCACCUGCUGCCGCUUGGCCUGGCUGACCCCUGUUCUUCAUCUGGCUGACUCCAGGUUAUGUACUCAUGCCUCGGAUAUACCUGGGUGCCACCUCUUUUGGAAAGCCUUUCCUGGCUGGCUCAGGCUAGAUCGAGUGGUCCUUGCCCAGUUUCCCAUGGUGCCCCCUCUUCUUUAUUAUAACACAGAAUUGCAGUUGCCUGUUUGCUUUGUAAACAGGGAUCUCCUGGAGGACAGGAGUUGGCCUGUUCCUCACAAAGCCUGGUAUGCCAUUCCAAGCUUGAACUGACAAAAAAAAAGAUGUGUGUGUGUGUGUGGUGGGGGGAGGAGGGGCAGUCCUCCUUUCUGAGCAAGACACACAACCUAGGAGCUGUAAAAGCAAAGACUGAUAAAUUUGCCUACAGAAAAAUAAACAAUUCCACCUAGCAAUAGCCCAAAGGCAAGGUCAAAAAACAAACAUAAGUGGGAAAUUAUCGGCAGCUCAUGUAACAAAGGACUAAUUCCUCUAAGAUAUAAAGAGCUAUACGUUGAUUCCCAAAAGACCAAGAAUACAAAAGAAAAGUGAGCAGAGGAUAAAAAGAUCAAGUCCACGUGUUUAUCCGCAUGCACACACACAAAUGCACACCCGCCACAAGGCUCUUAAACGUGAAAAGCUACUCAACCACAUUCACAGGGAGAGUGACGCAAAGCAGACUGCACCCCCGCGGAGGUUUCUGUCUGUUAGAUUGGUGAGGGCCAGGGGACUGGCACCUGCUACCUCAAUAGCAGGUCUGCAGGUUUGCUACAACCUCGCUGGAGAACAAUCUGGAAAUAUCCAUCAAAAUCAUGUAUGUCCUUUGCUCUUUCACCCAGCAAUUCUACUUCCAGGGAUUAGUCCCACAAAAAGGCUGGCAUAUAGGACAUUAUGUCUGAAUAAGGCUGUUUAUUACAGCAUCGUACAAGCUGGUAAAAGGCUCGGAACACCCUCACUAUCUCACAACUGGAGACCGGUUGCAUCAGUUACGGUUGCCCCUACACAGGGACACCAGGCAGCCACAAGAUGAGAGUGAGGAAGCCGUCUAGGUGCCCCAUGGGAUGCCGUCCAAGACAACAUUGCUAAACAGAAAAUGCGAGACGCAGAACAAUGUCUGUUGCAUGUUAGCUUGUGUGCAAAACAAGUGAGGGGCGGAAAGGAGGCUGUGUUCCCAUUGGCUUGCAGGUGCAUCGAACACCUAUGGAAAAAUAAACAAGAAACCAGUCAGUCCAUUGUUUGGCACUUGGCAGCAAAUGGUGGAGAAAGGUGGGAGGUUGAGAGAGGUGGGAGACCAUCUUAAGUUGUGAGGCAGAUGAGUCUAUUAACCACACAGGCAGUAAAUACACACAUUUUAAAAAGGGUUCCUUUUGUCCUUCAUCCAGAAGUUCCUAAAAAUGACUUGGCAGAGAGUUAAUGCAAAAGGCUUGGCAGGGGCAUCUGGAGUAAGAAUGGGUCUGUUUUUCCUGUCAUGAGCUCAUAGAGGACCCUGGAUGCUCCUUAGAAUCCUGAGACCCCUGAUUUCAAGCAGCUUAUGGUCUUAUGGGAAGAAAACCCAAGGCCUUAAAACAAUCAAAUUACCAUGAGAAUUGAACGUGAGACUGUGUGGUACAGACUCAGUGUGUGGCUCAGAAUUGAGAAGUAGGAAGGCUGGGCCUGUUGAAGGGUGCAGAGCUCACGCCCAUGCUUCCUGGAGGGCGAGUGAAGGGACAAGAGGACAGGAAGGCUGGAGACGUGCUGCCUGUGCUUGAUGUGGGACACCUGGAUAGGAACUUGGGCUUCAGGGGCUAAGGACCUGGGGAGGUUCAGAAGGGGAGCGAGGAGAAUGGGGAGUGUGACAGAGGUCAGCUGUGUGGUUCCCAGGACAGACUGGAGGACUGAGACGCUGGAGUUGGGGAGGAAGCCACACUAAGCAGGGGAAGCGAGGCUGUGCUGAAGGCCUUGGCCAGACCUGGGGAGGAAGGGGGUGUAAAAGUGAGUGACGAUAUGACAAAAAUCCAGGAUUAGAAAGCGUAAGAACAACUGUCCUGUGGCUGGAGGGUGUGGGGCUGGGUUGGAGGGGGGCACUUAAUGACAACUGUGUGUGUGUUGCCUCAAGAUUUAUUACCAGUCCCUUGUGCCACCCACUAAAAAGAAUUUUGCUUUGCUUACCACAGUUUUUUUUCCCUCAGGAUUGUUUAGUCUGCCCUCAUGGUUCCUGGGCAUUCUGUGGUGUGGAAGUAGGAAAAACAGACGGAGCCAACAGAACUGAGGAGAUGGGAAGAGGGGGCAGGGAGUCUUGCUUUUUGUGUUGUGUCUCCUUUGUGAGGUAAAUUCUGGUACUGGGCGAAGGGGGAGAGAAAUUAAAGCCCAGAACAGAGACUCCAUGAACUCCGUAAGGAAGAGUGGAGAGAGGCCUGAGUGGAGGGGGUGGCAGCAGAGCCUGGGAGUUGGGGUACAGUUUGAGAGCUGGCUUCACAGUUUUCGAGCUG
Molecule: messenger RNA, 5921 nt
Organism: Enhydra lutris kenyoni (northern sea otter)
Lineage: Eukaryota; Metazoa; Chordata; Mammalia; Carnivora; Mustelidae
Product: phosphopantothenoylcysteine decarboxylase
Exons: 7
Coding region: 340-954 (204 amino acids)
Biological process (GO): coenzyme A biosynthetic process
Cellular component (GO): phosphopantothenoylcysteine decarboxylase complex
Molecular function (GO): phosphopantothenoylcysteine decarboxylase activity; FMN binding
Source: RefSeq, a predicted model, not a curated record